This is a messenger RNA of Musa acuminata AAA Group (dessert banana), 1423 nucleotides long. RefSeq names its product thiamine pyrophosphokinase 1-like. Gene Ontology annotation, biological process: thiamine diphosphate biosynthetic process; thiamine metabolic process. Bases 376 to 1032 code for a protein of 218 amino acids. Lineage: Eukaryota; Viridiplantae; Streptophyta; Magnoliopsida; Zingiberales; Musaceae. The record is from RefSeq and is a predicted model, not a curated record. Gene Ontology annotation, molecular function: thiamine diphosphokinase activity; ATP binding; thiamine binding. The transcript is spliced from 6 exons.
CGGGGAUUGACGGCGAUGAUCUGGUACACGUUUCCUUUGCUUUUGGUUUUUCCGUGUUCCCCGUCUCAGCCAUCGGUCAUGAUGCUGCCUCAGCCGUCAGAUCUCAUCUGUUCAGACGGGCCCACGGGCCCCUCAGGGUUUGACUCCCCCACAGUUGCUGUUAUCCUUCACGUAGGAUCUUUUAACGUAUAGUAAUCGGCUUAUGUGGCAACGUUAGAGAAAGGUCGAGAGGUCCCUGCGUGGCCACAGUUAGUCACGGGAACUCGUUCCGCCGCUUCUUCUGCACUGUUUUCGCUACCUUUAUAUAGUACCUGCCGCGGCUCCACCGUUAUCAACGGGUCGGCUUCUUCCUUUCCCGCGGCGCAGGUUAGCGGGAUGGAGGUGAUGAGGCACGCUUCCACUUUUCUACGGCCUCCUCCCCUUCCCCAGGCGGCCGACGGGCCCGCUCCAUCGUACGCUCUCGUCGUGCUUAACCAGCGCCUCCCUCGCUUCGCGCCCGACUUGUGGAGCCAUGCAGCAAAGCUGAGGAUCUUUGCCGACGGAGGGGCGAAUCGGGUGUAUGACGGGAUGCCGAAGUUCUUCCCUGAGCAAGAUCCGCUGGUGGUUCGCCGCAGGUACAAGCCAGAUGUAAUCAGAGGUGACUUGGACUCGAUAAGACCAGAAGUCAAGGAAUUCUAUUCCAACCUGGGUGUCAAAGUAGACAAUGUGUCUUAUGAUCAGGACACCACUGAUCUGCACAAGUGUAUAGCUUUUAUCUGUGACUUCAUACCUGAAGUGGACAAAUCAAAUUUAUGCAUUCUAGUUGCUGGAGCACUUGGAGGGAGGUUUGACCAUGAGGCUGGAAACCUCAAUGUAUUAUUCAAGUUCUCAAACAUCCGGAUAGUUCUUCUAUCUGAUGAUUGCUUGAUCCAACUUCUACCAAAGACGCAUUGCCAUGAGAUCCACAUCCAGUCAUCAGCAGAAGGUCCACACUGUGGAUUGAUUCCUGUUGGCGCACCAUCAGUUAGCACCACUACGACUGGUCUUCGCUAACGCAGGGAUGAGUUUUGGUGGCUUGAUGAGCACUUCAAACAUGGUCCGCGAGGAGAGAAUUACUGUCCGUUCUGAUUCAGAUCUUCUCUGGACAAUAUCCAUUAAAAAGAAGGCCUGAGACGUAUACCGAUUUGUUUGAUUUAAUUUCCACAGGUUGUGAAAUCAAUGGUGAAUCAGGUUUAUACCGACAAAAACGCUCGUCCUCGUGCUCUGAUUACAAGGGAGAGUAUUCAUCAUGUGCAAUAUGUAUUGAAUAGCAAGCAAGUAUACUCCCAGCUUGUCAUGCUUGAAUUCCACAGAUUUGUAUCAUUUGUUAAGAGUGCCUCUUGUGCAGGAACUACUCAUAGAGGUUUAAUGCAAUGAAAUAUAGAUUAGAAGAUCUCUUGGUGAA